AUGUUUUUCGAGUGUUUAAAAAAGGAGAAGAGAAGUAACAAUAUAGUUAUUUAUGGAUUGGAGGAGAGUGAAAAAUCGACAUCAGAGCUGUUUCAAAAUGUUAAAGAUAUUUUUAAAAGAGAUUUAGAUUUAUCUGUGGAACAAAAUGAAAUGAACAGAUUGUACCGUUUGGGAAAAAGAAAUGAGAACAAACAUAGACCUGUUUUAUUCUCAUUUACAAACGGAUGGAAAAAAGAUGAAAUCGUAAAGAAUAAAAAAAGUCUUAAGGGAAUCUUUAUAGCAGAAGACUAUUCUAAGGAAGUAAUAGAGAAGAGAAAGGCUCUGCUACCACAGCUACUAGAGGAGAAGAAAAAAGGAAAUAUUGCUUUUAUGAAAUAUGAUAAACUGAUAGUUAAAGGACCAAACACCGACAAAAGGAAAAGAGAACUAUCCAGUUCACCACAAUCAUCGUCAACUAACAAUCCUAAGAAACAACAAACGAUAAGUUCUAUCAAAACUAACAGAACAAACGCCUUCGAUUUGAUGAGAACCCGAUCAAACUCGCUCUCUGGCGGCUCUAAUCAUAAUAAACUAUAGCA
This is a messenger RNA of Spodoptera litura, 578 nucleotides long. RefSeq lists its product as uncharacterized. NCBI's taxonomy places the organism in Eukaryota, Metazoa, Arthropoda, Insecta, Lepidoptera, Noctuidae. The record is from RefSeq and is a predicted model, not a curated record.